AUGGCCGCGGUGAUCAGCGAUUUCGGAAGUGAAUUUGGAACCGACUCCUCUCGGUCCCACUACCAUCGCGGUUUGAAGAACAUGCGAAGCAAUUCUGGCCACCUGCGUGCUUCAGCCGAAUCGCCAUACCGAUCUUCCUCUCGAGCCGAGCCUCCUCCAAGCCCUCGAUUUCAACCGCAUAACUCGCCAGGAACCGUAGAAGCAGUUCCAUCAAACACACAUAGACGGGCGGCUCAUCAUGAGUCUGGGCCAGAAAUAGUAGACGCGCCGAUGGAGAAGAAAGAGCAGCAGCCGUCGCCACCAUCGAGCUCGAGUCCAAACCCGAAUUCGUAUUCCAACCCGCGCUUUUCCAGCCAGGAAAACAUACAGAAAUCAUACCCUCAAUCCGGCGCUUCCCCAUUCUCGGAGAAUCCAGCUACAAAGUAUCAUUCGCCUCAUAGCACAUCAGAAGAUGCAGCACAGCCCCUAGAAAGGGCUGCAAGGUCCCUGGACGAUGUUAAAGGUUAUACUGGUGAUACAAUCAAAGUGCGGGAUCUGGCUCACAUCCAGAGCUUCGCAACAGAGGAGUUUUUAACAAGGGGGAGACCCGGAAGACGGAGAGCUACGGACGACUCCACCGUCAAAUAUGAGAUAAGCGGGAUGCCAAUCGCAGACGUUAUAGAAAUGGUUGCAGGACUUCUGACCAAAAUAACCACUACCAACGACCAGCAACACGAGAACUUACACAGGCCAUUAUCGUCUGGAGAAGGGGGCAGCAAUCUCAGUGGACUGUCAUCUAGUGUCUUGGCAUUCCAUGGGAAGAACGUCCCCAGCAUCACCAUUUUAAGUUACUUGAGCCGUAUACACAAGUACUGCCCGACAACAUAUGAAGUCUUUCUUAGUUUAUUGGUAUAUUUCGAUCGUAUGACACACCAUGUCAACGAAGCUCCUAUGCAAGCUCUAAGACGGGGCUCGACAAUAGACCAGGACACCUCCAGACCAUCUUCUAAUUAUUCUGCUGAAGGUUCAGACUUAGCCGAUAGUCCACCUGCCACAUCUAAGAGUGUUCCGGAGUUGGACUCGGAUUUUCACAAAGCCCAGUACACUCACUCAGCGGCAGCCCCGGAGCCUAGUUCUGCUGCAUUCCCGCUUUCCCAUUUCUUUGUUGUGGACAGUUUUAAUAUCCAUCGACUUGUGAUUGCAGGUGUUACAUGUGCUAGCAAGUUCUUUUCGGAUGUAUUUUACACCAAUUCAAGAUAUGCAAAGGUUGGCGGUCUGCCACUUGCGGAACUGAAUCAUUUGGAGCUUCAAUUUCUUCUUUUGAACGAUUUCAGACUCUCGGUUCCUGUGGAAGAGCUCGAAGCUUAUGGUACUAUGCUAGUAGAGUUUUAUGCUCGAGAAGUUAUUGCUCAACGAAAGAGUUCUUUGUCAGCAACCUCCGAUAUGGCGUAUCCAGACGAACCACGAAACCCACCUUCGCCAUGA
Glarea lozoyensis ATCC 20868 is the source of this 1464-nucleotide messenger RNA. RefSeq lists its product as uncharacterized. Gene Ontology annotation, cellular component: cyclin-dependent protein kinase holoenzyme complex; nucleus. Gene Ontology annotation, molecular function: cyclin-dependent protein serine/threonine kinase regulator activity; protein kinase binding. The coding region runs from base 1 to 1464 and encodes 487 amino acids. The transcript is spliced from 2 exons. The record is from RefSeq and is a predicted model, not a curated record. Gene Ontology annotation, biological process: regulation of cyclin-dependent protein serine/threonine kinase activity. NCBI's taxonomy places the organism in Eukaryota, Fungi, Ascomycota, Leotiomycetes, Helotiales, Helotiaceae.